Messenger RNA from Talaromyces rugulosus, 1056 nucleotides. RefSeq lists its product as uncharacterized. The record is from RefSeq and is a predicted model, not a curated record. The transcript has a single exon. NCBI's taxonomy places the organism in Eukaryota, Fungi, Ascomycota, Eurotiomycetes, Eurotiales, Trichocomaceae. Bases 1 to 1056 code for a protein of 351 amino acids.
AUGCCGCAAAAUCCAAUUCAACUAUGCCGGCUUGAGUUGCUGCCUGCCGAGCUGCUCGAGAAGAUCUUCUUCUAUAGCCUAGAAGUGAAUCUACCGCGGGCAUCCCUGCACAUUGCCCAGAUUUUGUCAAAGCCCAUCAUAUACAAGUGGCUGGUCCGGCUGGCAUUCAGCAGUUCCAACCAGAGUUCGAGGAAUGACUUCUUCACGCCCGAUUUCCUCCCUCCCCCACUGGACUACUGGGCUCUGAACACUACAGAACGAGCAUGUCUGCAAACAGAAAUCCUCUCGUGUCGAUGGAGCACACUCAGCUUAUUCCGGCAGUGCCAGAAAGAAUAUGUGAAACACAUUAUUAGCAAAAAAUGCGCAAACCUCGUCUUCUCGCCUGAAGAUCAACUCAAGCUCGAUGACAUCGACCGUUUCCUCGCACGACCGAUGGAUUUUGACUUGGCAGUCCGUGGCCGCCGCGGUAGUGGCGAUCUCGUGCUCAAAGCCAAGGUCAAGGAUACAGACAGCAGCAAGCCGUUUGACUUCAGACUGGCGUUUUGGUUCCACUUUGGCGCUGUACAGGUAAACGAACCAAGUGCGGUUUCAUAUGAGCUCGACGCUUUCCGACUGCCCUGCGCUCCAUCAAUGGAUGAACCACCGCGCAUGCCCGACAAGCUGCUCCAAGAGCCGUGGACGGCAGAGAAACUCGAAUUUCUGACUCUGUUUUCUCACGAUGCCUACAUCGACGAGGACAAUAGCUGCGUUCGUUCGCGGCGUGUCCUCCGUCAGCUUAUCAGAGAUCGAGACUAUACCACAUUUGAAAAGCUGCUGGGGAUGAAUAUCAAGUUCAAAAACUAUAGCUUUCCAACAGCCUGGCCGGUUAAGUCGCGCCAUUUCCGCGCUGCUCUCAAGCAUGCCGAGGGGCCCAACGAUCCGUUUGUGAGAUUGUUGCACCACCAACGGUGGUCAUCACUCUCCGAGCGAGAACUGGAAAUCAAAGAGGGCUUUUUGGCGAAUCUGAAUCUUGGGCCUCCGCCACGUACUCGUUUCUGGACUAGCACUGCCAGCUAG